This is a messenger RNA of Penicillium salamii, 645 nucleotides long. The record is from the annotation of a GenBank genome assembly. NCBI's taxonomy places the organism in Eukaryota, Fungi, Ascomycota, Eurotiomycetes, Eurotiales, Aspergillaceae.
AUGUCUUUCCUCGCUGGACUGUGUGGGUGCUUCGUCCGAGACGAGACGGACGAAAAGUCCCCGCACUCCUCAUCGCCCGAAACUGUGCACCAAAGGUCAGACCAUAAUCGAGUGCAGACAGGGAGUUUUACCCUGUCCAACAACGGCCAGUUCAUCCGCACUGAGAGUCCAGCUGGGGUAAAUGGGCACGGACCCCCCACUGACUCGGAGGAUGAGGGCUAUUCCAGCGUGGUCCCGCUCCCGGAGUACACAGCCCGUCCCAUGAGCCUCCAUGAGAAGACUCUCGAAUCCCACAUGCGUGACCCAUCAGUCUCAUCCGAGACCCUAUCCUAUCCUCAGGAUGAAAAGAACCGUCAACUUUACGACGAGGAAGUCACCUCCGAUAGCUCUUCAGCGAUUUCCUUCCCAAGCAGCUUCGGCAACACCUCGACUGCAACAAGAGAGACUCCUCCUCCACCUUAUUCUCCUCGUCACUCCGUGAUGAUGAGUCGGUCUCGGUCUAUGUCUAUCUCAUCUGCCAUGGCGGUUGUCAUCAAUCCACCUCCUUCGGCUCGUCUGAACGCCUCACGGACUGGGCCUACAUACUCCGAGGAUGACAAUAGAUCUAUUCGCCGUCACCGCCGGGUCUCCUGGGAGAGUCGGUGA